AGAGUCGGUGCGCCUCUCGGCCGUGGGCACAAAUCGCGAGUAAAAUGGAAGCGGAAUUUCGCUGCGAGGUUGAGGUUCGUCGUUGAAAACAGGUGAACAUGGGAAGGUCCAAGUUUCCCGGGAAGCCGCCGAAGACGGCCACCAGGAAACGGAUCAAGGUGCUGGGCCAGCCUGAGGCAGCGCAGAACGAUCCGGUAACUGUCGCCGAAAACAUCUACUACGGACUUUCCCUGUUCAACGAAACAUUCGGCGACAACGAGAAGGAACAUCCACCAUUUCACGGAUUUAGCACUAAAGAGGCUAAUCUUUCUGCAUCUUAUAUAAAAACGCAGCAACAUGAUGCAGAGAAGACAAGCGAUAGAUUGCCAUCUGUCACAGUCGAAAAUCUUGCACCACAGUCCAGCACGAAGAAGGAUGUUAUUGAUGUUAAAAAUUCUCCUACAGACAUCGAAAACAGCACAGAAAAGUUUACCAAUUCAAAUCCAAAACCAGUUAAAGACGUCACCCGGUUACAACCAGUUACAAAUCCGAAUACUAAGCAUUCAAAGAUUCACCGAGCAAAAAGUCGUAAGAAUUGCAAGAACAUUAAAUUUUCGAAUUAUUUGAAAAACCCGGUGCUAAAAUCAGUGAACAACAUCUUAGAUCAGCAUCAAAGAACCAGACAGUUACGCAACAGUACUGCAAAAAGAUUGCUUCAAAGGGCGAAAUCUGGAAAUAAUACACGUAAUUUGGUAGUGCAAUCAGGAGAGAAGCCUAGCACGGUGAGAAAAUUUGUUUUACCCGUUCGCAGCGUGCAUUCAUCAAGGGUUAUAAAACCAAAUAAAAGAUUUAUCGAGGAAUUGGAAGAAAUUUCUACUACGGAGUAUAGCGAGAAUGAAAUUGGUGUACACGUAAAAAAGACUAAAUUAAAUUCAGAUAAGCUUAGCAACUUGGAAUCAAAAUUGAAAGGGGAUACUGUUAGUAAGUUGUGUACAAAAUUUAAAGAGGCAAGAAGCAAGCCAAAAAGGGUGAUUCAGAGUGUAGACUCCAAUGCUGAGAUAACUCAAUCAGUAAAAAAUAUAGAGAAAUCAGCGAAUUCUGUACAAAACACACAAAUAUCAAAACCAGCUCAUAGAGAAGUAAAGAAACCUCAUACUAUAUCAUGUAAAAAUAAAGUAUCAAACAGCACAUCUGACAAUUCUAAUAGUAAUCAAGAAUGCUCACAAAACUCGAGCAGAACGACACAAACUGUGAAAUCAACAAUUUCCAGAAAUCAGAAACAGAUUUCUAUUCCUACAAAAGUUCUUCCCGAUUCCAAUGUUCCACACUUCGAGUCUUCCAGAGUUCAGACGAGAUCAGGAACUCAAAAUGAAAUAGCGAGCGAUUUAAUUAAUAAUCAGGUAAGCUUUGACAGUGGUGCAGGAUUGACAGAAGGUGGCUGUGCAGAAACUGAGAAUCAGCUUGGACAUGGUAAUAAAACUGCGGUUAGUACAUUCAACAGUUUUGAGACGGAAAACAAUUUAUCUGAAAGCGAAAGCGAGCACAGCAAUCACUCGGAAGGCGAGCCAUCCGAUUUCAGCGGAAUGAAACUCCAUGGCGGGAAAGUUAUAUUAAGAAAAGCAAGAUUAAAGUUGGAUAAUAAAUGUCUAGCUGGAACAGAAGGACCAUUUUCAACAACGAGUACCAGUAACACUAUGGGAGGAAGCACUAAUUUAGGAUUAACAGGUACUAUAAAAUGUGGUGUUUGCGGAGCAGUGCGAUUUUAUCGAUUCGUGAAACAGGCACGCAAAUUUGGUAUUCACAGUUGCGAAUCUUGUCGAAAGUUUAUAAGCAAAAUGAUCAAACGUCAGGCUUGUGCUAAAUCCUCAAAUAAUGUUCUUCCCAUUCUUCAGUGUCAUAAAGGGGACGGUUUGUGUUUAGUUCCACCUGUUGUGAGGAGUCAACAAUGGAAUCUCAUGAGAUGCGUUUAUAAAGCCAGAUGCCCGGCGUGUUGGUUAAAAAUGUGUUUGAAAUGUUAUAACAUUCCAUCUCCUUUGAGAACAGGUUUAAACGCAUUGUUACCACCAUUAAUGAGAGACCCUUUAAGUAUUUCUCUGCCACUUGGUCAAGACGAGGAUGGUCAAGGACAAAAGUUGUGCUCGUCUAAACUCAGUUGGCCUGCGGAAGAUAGCUCGGAAAGAAAUUUAUUUAAGUCUGCUAUGAGUUGGAGAAAUUUUGAAAUGGGACAUAAGACGAGUUAUCAGGGUACUGGAGGUUUUCUCUAUACAAAAAUAGAUAAAUUUGAUUCUUCGAUGAGUAUAUCGCCUAAUAAAAAACGAAGGAAAAAUAACAGGAUUAAGGUAAGGAAGAAAAUUAAAAAUCCAGUGGUUGCUUCUUCGUCUGGCAGCCAACAUUCGCAAUCUCUUAGACAGAGACUUGAGUUGAAAGGACCGAGAGUUAAGCAUGUUUGUCGAAGCGCCAGUGUCGCACUUGGACAACCCAUUGCAACUUUUCCUACUGUAGACGCGAAAGAAGACAACGAACAUGGCAAAAACAUUCCAAAGACAGUGAAAGAAAUUGAAAGAAUAGAAAAGAGAGAUGAUAUUAUAAAAGAAAAGGAAAUACAAAAGCACAAUGAAGAUAAUAAUUUAAAUCUCAGCGUUCACACGGUACAACAGUCUCAUUCGAGAAGAGGAAAACCGCAACAGAGUGUGUCAACGUUGCAUUUUCCAGGGGUGUCUAAGGCAGCUGUGGAUACUGUAUAUACAGUUUCCAUAGAUUUCUGGGAGCAAUACGAUCCUUCCGAGGUCGGAGCUAAGGGUUUCGCUCUUAUCGGUUCUGAGCUAUUUCAUAUACCUGCUAUUUGUUAUCUGUGCGGAAGCGCUGGUAAAGAGCCGUUGAUCCACUGUCAAUGCUGUUGCGAGCCAUACCAUGCCUUCUGUUUGGAACCCAGUGAAUGGAAUGCUUGUGCACAGCCAAACUGGUGUUGUCCCCGGUGUACGAUAUGUCAGUCCUGCCAUCUCAGAUCCGGUCCGAAAUUAUCCUGCAUUCGUUGUCGUCAGUCGUUUCACCAUUCAUGUUUGUCAAAGUCCGGUGUUAGCUCCAGAUUGUACAGUCCCGAUCGACCUUAUGUUUGUCAGAGCUGUAUUAAAUGUAAAAGCUGUGGUAGCGAGGGCGUUAACGUUCACGUUGGUAACUUACCUCUCUGCUCUAUGUGCUUUAAGUUAAGACAACAAGGAAACUAUUGUCCUUUGUGUCAGAGAUGUUAUAACGAGAACGAUUUUGACACAAAGAUGAUGGAAUGUAGCGAGUGUUCCUGCUGGGUACAUGCCCGUUGUGAAGGCCUUUCCGAUGAGCGUUACCAGAUACUUAGUUACCUGCCUGAUUCGAUUGAAUUCACAUGUAGCCAAUGCUCUUCCAAUUCGAGUUCCUCUAUCUGGAGGAAUGCCAUAGAAGCGGAACUGAAGGCGGGUUUCAUCGGGGUGAUAAAAUCUCUGAGUAAAAACCGCAAGAUUUGCACGGCUCUCAAGUGGAGUCCCAGAAAGGAGUGCCUUUGCAGGCCCGUUUCGAGUGUGAGAAAACUUGAAUUUCCUGAAGAAGACAAAAACGAAACGAACUGUAUGAAAGAUGCCAAUUAUAGGGAUGGUACGAAUAAGCCUGAUUUAGAAGAACAUUCAAUAGACGGUCCCGUUAGAAAAGGUCUGCGACGACUACGACAGAAAUUCCAUCUAAAAGAAUGCUCGGUUAGGGUGAAAAACUGCCUUCCGAAGGAUAAUCUCUCUCAAGAUAAUGAGAGAAAAGACUGGUCAAAUCAAGAUUCGUCAGUUUCUUCAACCGAUGUCACGGAAUGCCACUGUUCCGAGCAGCAAAUCAUCGCAAGGCCCUCGCCCACUUUAAUGUCUGUAAAACGUAAGGUAAACAGUAACGAGUACAAAUCGUUAUUACAAUUUCAUUGUGAUAUGAUGCACGUAAUCAACCGUGUCGAUUCAAGAGAUCUGAUAGAAACGUAUCAUGAUAUUCUACAAGAGGUUUUUCCAUGGUUUACUCCGAAGAAUUUUAAGAGCAGCGACGACAACGAUGAUACGUUAACGGCUACUAAAGACGUUGGCGAAGACAUUGCUCUGACAACAAAGUUUGACGAUCCUAUUCUGGAGGCGUGGAAGGAGGAAGUGAUGAAAGCACCGAAAGCAAUCGCAGCAAAAACAGCGAAUUUAUAUAAUAUUCACGUCGAGGACAGCAGAUCGUGUUGUUUAUGCAAGGGUUUGGGCGAUGGGCACGAGACAAAAGAGGGAAGGUUAUUGUAUUGUGGGCAGAAUGAAUGGGUACACGCGAAUUGCGCGCUAUGGUCAAACGAGGUGUUUGAGGAAAUUGAUGGCUCACUGCAGAAUGUUCACAGUGCCAUUUCGAGGGGUCGUUUGAUUCGCUGCUCCGAGUGCGGUAAGAAGGGCGCGAGCAUCGGAUGUUGCGCGAAGAAUUGCAGCAAUACUUUUCAUUUUCCAUGCGCGAGGAACGUCGGACUCGCUUUCAACGACGACAAAACUGUAUUUUGCAUCUCACAUUCGAAUACGAGUCACGUCUGUAAGUCUCUGCAGAACGAGAAUGAGUUUAGUUUGAAACGACCUGUGUAUGUGGAGUUGGAUCGAAAGAAAAAGAAAUUUGCCGAGCCCAACAAAGUUAAGUUAAUGAUAGGUUCUUUGAUGGUUGACUGUUUGGGCACCGUCAUUCCGGAAUUCUCUGAUACAGCUGAGAAGAUAAUACCAUGCGAUUACAAAUGUUCUAGACUUUACUGGUCCACAGUGAAUCCUUACAAGAUCGUGAGAUAUUACAUUAGAACUUAUGUGCAGGUACAUAUGCCGGACGUCUCGUCCGACAUGGAGAAUAACAUCACCAUCGAUCAUAGCAAGGAGCAGGAAAAAGAUGAAGUACCGACAGACGGUACAUAUUUGGUCGUCAAACAAACUCUAGAUGCACUCAUCGAUUUCGUGUGUAACAAAGAAGUUGAUGAGAAUUUAGCGGAGCAGAACAAUACAGAUCUUUUACCGCCGGAAUUGAAGGAGGCUAUAUUUGAGGAUUUGCCACACGACCUGUUAGACGGAAUUUCCAUGCAAGACAUUUUUCCAAAGAUGUCGUACGAGGAUUUUUUAGCCAUGGAUUUAAAGAAUGAUGGCUCUUUCAGCACGGAUUUAUUUAAGGAUGAUAUGUUGUCAUCAGAAGUCGAAGAGACGAUAAAACCGUCGGAAAGCAAGAUCUCCAAAAUAGAUUCAUCUCUAUUGGAAUUAGGAGCGCACAAUGACCUCUGGGUACGGUUGGAAGCAAAGACUGCGAUGCAGGACCUCAUGGAUGACUUAUUUAAUUCAAAAAGCCAGAAACGUGGCGGUAGAGAACUGAAACGAUCCAAAUCAGAGGUGAUGUCGAACAAUCCGCUGAUCGUCGGCGGUCAGAGGCAUCAUCAGCGUUCCUGUAGUCUCACAUGGAGCUGCAAGCUAGACAACACUUACGGUUCUAACAUAAAAAGACGAAAGUUGCCUCGAAAUCCAUCCAGUACCAAGUCCAGUGAAACUGGUCUUAUUGUUCUUGAUGCACAAAACGAACGCACGUCGAUGUUUCAUGAAUUGAGAAUCCCGGAGAGUAUUAUGGUCACUGUGGGAAGAGGAAACACGCCUAACAUACUAUCCGAUUCCGUGCGCGAGUUAAAGUACUGUAUUGAGGACUCUGCUGGAUUAAAUCGCCGCGUGUUGCCAGCCAGGGACGACGUGAAAGAACACAAGAGACUGCUCUGGCAUCCAAGACAACAGCAACCGCGAAUAGUGCAGGUCGACGGGUCGGUUGACGCUAAUAGUGCCAGCGAGUGCAGUUCACCAGAAUACAAUGCCGAGGAGAAAAGCACGAGUCUUCAAACGUCCGAAUCAUUAUCGAUCCCGCAAUUAGACGGCAUUAACGAUGAGCACUCGUCUGACGCGAGCGAGCCAAGCUCGGAAAUGGAACUUGGCUUAUACACGCGGCCUUUAAAUCUUUUACAUUCGAAGCGUAUCUUUGGUUUCAUCAGAUCACAUGUGUCAAGUAACUGUGAUAAAAAAAUGAAGAAUGGCAAUAGCAACCUCAUAACCGCACCUAUCAUUAGGUGUACCUCGCACAAGGCGGAAGUCUUGUUCAAGGAGAAGAAUCUCAAAGUGAAUCUGCAGAUCCCACAGGUGGAUGGUGCAGGCGAUAUCUCGAGCGACGACGAGUGCGUCUCGUCGCAACAUAUGAUAGCGCAUGAAAGGUUACUUCAUGCCUCAUACGAGUCGUCGCCGUUCGAGGAUAUCGACGUCACUUGCAAGAGGUGUGGCCUCACGUAUCGCAACGAAGAGAGUUACAAUCGUCAUCUGGACAACUGCGAUACUAUGAUCACCAGUGAUAGCGACUCGGAGACCAUGGACAACAAGCUGGCGUCGCCAGAGUCGGGGUUUUCCCCAAAUAUGGGUUCCGUGUCAUCGCAAUUUAUCACGCUUUCACCAUCCGAGGGCCACACUCUAACAACCGAUUACACGGACAUUCAAGCGACAUCACCCAUCGAGGCAUCCGUGGCGUCACCCCAUCCGAGUAUGAUUGAACCGAUCGCCCAAGCGAUCAUCACGCCGCAAAUUCAUGCGACACACGCCACCGUCGAGACCGUACACCAGACAGUAUUAACGUCCAACGACGUGAUCGUACAGACUCAAUACACCCGUAGAACCACCACUCUGCCGAACCCAGCAGUAUUACCUCCUCAGGAAAGCACAGUGCAGAUAACGGAGAUCACAGAUCCACCGUCCAUCUCCAGCGACUCUAACGUUACGGCGCAUGGUAUCGUGAACACGCCGAUGAAUUCGCCGGACAGCACGAGCUCGCAGACCGUCCCAAGCCCGGAAAUGUCGCCUAGUUUUUCGUCCAUGGGCGUACAAACCGCGCAAGAGUCUAUGCAAACGAACGCACAGAUCACCCGAACCUCUUCCAAGAAGAAUUUACGGGUAGCCAAGCCUAAGAUCAAGAACAUCAAGCCGCAGCAACAUGUUCUGAAGAACGUGAUGCAGUCGUCGCAAAAUGUCGCGCACAAUGUCAAAUUUCAACCGACAGCGAUGUCGAACGGUCCACCGGUAAUCCAGCUACAUCAGACUACCCCGAGACCGCCCACAGUGAUCCUUCAGCAAGUGGCAUCACCGGGCAUCGUGUCCGCUUAUGUGGAAGCACUGCAGCAACAAUCCGGUCAAAAUUUACAAUACAUCACGACGAUAGGUGACGGGCAACACGAGACCGGUUUCAAGCCGCAGCUGAUCACUGCAAAUUCCUUGGUGCCAGGCACCUAUAUACAGGCACCGUCCACCGACAAUCUGCUGCUACAAAACGGUGGUAUAUCGAUAUUGCCGAGCGUGCAGAUUGCGCAGACACAGCCUACUGUAUUAGGUACCAUCAUACAGCAACAACCCAAUGCGAUCCAAUGUGGUGUUAUAUCGUCGGAGCAAUUGCUGUUGAGCUCUACGCCUACUUUGGAAAUGUUCACCGAUCCAACUGGCGGUAUGUUCGUAUCGAAUCAACCAAUGUACUAUGGUCUGGAGACAAUCGUAAGCAAUACCGUGAUGUCGUCUAGCCAAUUCAUGGCGGGCACCGUGCCACAAGUAUUGGCCAGCAGUUACCAAACAACAACACAGGUGUUUCAAGCGUCUAAGCUGAUGGAGCCUAUCGUGGAUGUACAAGCUAUGCCGGGCGUACCUACUGUAACAACGAUGCAGAAUGUAUCGAGCAUGCCGAACAUAUCUGGUAUGCCCAACAUAGCUGGCGUACCUAACAUAGCGAGUAUGCAGAAUGUGAGUGGCAUGUCCAACAUGUCCGGAGUGCCUUAUGUAGUGGUGAAUCAAUCGGCGCCGCCGCUACCACCAGCAGCAGCUCCGGUACCAUCACCAGCACCAACAUUGGCGUCGGCACCGAUGCCAGCAUCGGCAUCAAUACCAGCACCAGUGUCAAUACCAACACCAGUGUCAAUACCAACACCAGUAUCAAUACCGACACCAAUAUCAAUACCAACACCAGUAUCAAUGCCAGCACCAAUAUCAAUAUCAGCAUCAACGCUAGCAGUGGAACCAAUUGUAACGCCACCACAAAUCAACAUUUCCGCCACAUCUCAGGACCGAGCUUACGGUGGCAUCGCGUGUAACGUCGUGGCACCAGUACCGUGUCAAAAUGCAACCAUAGAGCAUCCAAUGGCAUCGAUUCAAGUAGCAGAUGUGUGCUCAUCGAACGCGACGUCGAUAAGCGUAAUGACGCCGAAAAAACCAUCAACACCUCCAUCGCCGUUACCGCCGCCACCAUCAUCGGUACUACCACCUCAUGCAAUGCCAACGAUACCUCGUGUCGCUGUGAGACCCAGUCCAGUCACGCAUUCGGUUCAGGCGAAUCAUGGAACUGCUUGGAAGAUCACUGAGCCGUUGUUCGGCGCGGAGCAACCGAUGAGCAACAGUGUGCGACCAUACUUCGAUUCGAAACACGUAUCGGAGAACACUAGCAUGAUCAAAUCUAGCAUAUCAUCUAAGAUACCACCUCUAUCGAAUCAUUAUGUUACGCAACGGAAUCUAGUUUUAAAUCAUAAGUCAAAUCACGAUGUAAAUAGCGUACAUAAAAGCUAUAGUAGCGGUACCGCGUUGAAUCCGAACUCUGUUGUGAACGCAGGCAUCAAUAAUAGCCCAAUCGUCGUCUCCAAUUCCAACUCCGUACAGAAUAAAAUUACGAUGCCGACGAAUAACAUGCCGACUAGUAGACCGAUGAACAGGGUGCUGCCAAUGCAGGCGGUGACGCUUAAGCAAGAUCCGGCAAAGAAAGACGAUUUGGCGAUCGAAGAGCCGACGAAACCGGUAAUCAAGCCAGCCGAACCGGAAAUUGUAGAGUCAAAGAAGGAAAUCAUAGAGCAGAUCGUGCAAAUAAAAAAACCUGAAACCACACUCAGCAAUAUCACCGACAAUAUCAAGCUGAAUACAGAAACUAUAGAGAAGGUAAAGGAGAAUUUCAAACUGGAACUUGAUAAGGAGAAGCUACAAAACACAUCGUUGAAGAUAGUGCUGCAGAAACAGUUACAGGACGGUUCUUACAAGAUCACGCGCAACAUGAAGGCAGUCACUCAGAGCAAAAAAACACCGCAAGUAACAUCUGUGGAGAUAUUACCAUCAAAACAGGUACCUCAGAUUGCGUCAUUACAACUGUUGCCGAUCAAAACGUUUACGCUCAAAGCAAACAAGCUCGAGGACAAGGUGAAGCCUAUGGACGCGAAAGUGAACAUACUUAAGGCAAAAGCGCCGCCCGUAGCUGUCAAGAAACCGAGAAUAGUGACGAAAUCAAUUAGACCGCUGCGAAACAAUCCGCACCAGAAUCCGCCGCAAAUGCACAACUGUUCGAAGGGACCCAUCUUAAUGUAUGAGAUCAAGUCGCAAGAUGGCUUUACCCACACUGCCUCGUCUAUGACCGAGGUUUGGGAGACGGUGUAUCAGGCGGUGCAGAAUGCGCGCAAAAUUCAUAACUUGUCUCCUCUACCUCACAAUCCGUUGUCCGAGGGUCUCGGUUUGGAGAAUAAUGCGGCUAUCUAUCUGAUCGAACAAUUGCCGGGCGUCAACAGAUGUAGCAAGUAUAAGCCCAAAUUCCAUACGUUGGAGCCGCCAAAACCCGACGAGAUGGAAAACGAAUUGCCGGCAGCGUGUGCCAACGGAGCGGCACGAGCAGAGCCUUUUAAAGGCAGGAAAGUACACGACAUGUUUAGCUGGUUGGCGUCGCAGCAUAGACCGCAUCCUAAUAUAAUUACAAUAUCGGAAACAGAGUCUAGGCGAGCCGUGAGUACCAAUUUGCCUAUGGCAAUGCGCUUUAGAAUACUUAAGGAAACAUCAAAAGCAUCUGUUGGUGUGUAUUAUUCCCAUAUACAUGGUAGAGGACUGUUUUGUUUGAGAGAUAUCGAGCCUGGUGAGAUGGUCAUCGAAUACGCCGGUGAAGUUAUUCGAUCUUCCUUGACCGACAAAAGAGAAAAGUAUUAUGACAGCAAGAAUAUAGGCUGUUAUAUGUUUAAAAUCGACGAUCAUCUAGUUGUUGAUGCUACUAUGAAGGGAAAUGCAGCUAGAUUUAUCAAUCAUUCAUGCGAGCCAAAUUGCUACUCGCGAGUGGUGGACAUACUAGGUAAGAAACACAUACUGAUUUUUGCUCUUCGUCGCAUCAUUCAAGGGGAGGAGUUGACAUAUGACUACAAAUUUCCAUUCGAGGAUAUCAAGAUCCCGUGUACUUGCGGUUCUCGCAAAUGUCGCAAAUACCUCAACUGAGACUGCGUAUAUACAGCUUAUCUUAAGCAGCCGACCGAAGACAAAGAAAUAAAAUAUGUGCUAUAAUUGCGCGCGCGCUUUCGAAUAGGAUUCGUUUUAUUGAAUGUUAUUCAUUUUACUCAUCAUCAAACUAUUUUCAGAGAUUGCAGCUUUUUAUUACUAUAAAAGAACAUAGAUUAUACAUUUUAAAUAUUAGAAGGCCAGACGUAAUACGCGAAGCACAGCGGUUACGACGAUGUUACUUUAGACAGCUACGUUCCUGUAGUUGAUUUAACGGGGGGUAUAUUUACACAUAUACCUAUAGCAAUAAACCAUUCGAGUAUAUCCUGCUUUUGUAUCCGACAAAGUCGUGCGUUUUACUAACGCGCUUCAGACUUGUGAAAGUGUUAUUUUAUUCACGCCUGUGCUUUCUCGCACGACUUUUAGACUCUACGUAUUAUCUACUGUUGAGGCUUAAGUGUACAAGUUAUCUUACACUUUACACUAAAUGCGAGAGCUCCUUAGUUCGCAUAAUUUUUGCAUGAUCUGGAUCUCUCGAUGCUUUGAUCGGAUUUGAAAAUAAACUCUCCCUUAGACGAAUGUCAUCAUAAGGAUGAAAAUGGAAAAUGGAAAAUAAUGCCGCAAGAAUACUACGAGAAAGUAUAAUAGCGGAUUUUCGAUAAUGAUCGUAGCUUUCUGAAAGCCACUUAUAUUUCUUUCAAAUAUCACAAGAUAAAAAUAACGCAAGCAUAGUGUAUAAAAGAUCUUGUCAAGCACGUGAACAUGAAAUACGCGACAAUUGUAUAUUUAGAUGAUUUGUAAAUUUUAAAUUUAGUGUACAGUGUAUGACUAACUUCGUGACAUUUCAUGUCUACUGUAGGGCCAGAUUUCAAAUGUUUUUGUAAAAUAUGUAAUUGUUAGACUAGAUAUAUCGUCUUUGAUGUAAGUACAGCAAAUCAGUUUUAACUUAAGUUAGGAAUGUAGGUAUUAAGGAGAGAGAUAGAGAAUGGCAAGCGAGAACAGUCUCCUACAGCAGGAUAUUGUUCGAAGGUGUACCUACUUUGGCAGACAUUGAUACGAUUUUAUGUUUUAUUAUACACAUGGCAUCAUUGACUAGAGAAUAUUUGCUUUCCAGAACAAGCUAUUUAUUCAGUGUAAAAAUGAAUGGCGCGAGUUCGAUAUUAUUUGCCCUCUUUUCCUUUUUGUAUAUUUUUUUAAAAUAUCGCGUCUAUAUUUGUGCUUCCACCUUGCCAAGAUCAUAUUCAUCGAGUUUAUUAUCCGAAUUUUAUUAUCUGAAUGAUACGAGACAUGACAUUUUAUUUGGCGAGUAUUGAAUAGAAGCGUUAACAGUUUUAAUAAUUCUUUUAAAAGAAUUUUUUUAAUCGAAAAAUCGGUUUGUUCGUCGAUCGAAUCGACGAAGAUUUAUGCAUUGUUUGGGAUAAACGUCUCCGGAUACGUUUCUCCGGCGAACGUUUGUGAUAUUUUCCUAUAAUAGGAAAUAUAUUAGAGAUGCUUUUAUAGGAAUAUAUAUUUUACAUUUUUACGGAUAUAUAUAUACCAUAUAUUCCGUACCAAUACCCUUCUGUGAAGUCCAGUUUUGCCUUACUUUUACAUGUACCUACGCUUUCACCCGGUGAUAGAUUUAGAUAUAUAUAUUUACGCAAAUGAUAUUUUAUAUUCGAAACUAACACAACCGCAACGGCGCGUGGCACAGCGCCCUCCGAUACAAUUACAUCGUAUUUUAGCGCGAUUAAUCAAUUUCUGCCGAGGUGGUAGUCCCUUAAAUUUUGGUGCUCCAUGGACACCGUUAAGUGCACUUUUCAUGAAAAAAUGGCCUAGAGUAAGAGAUAGUAAGGUUGCAGUGCGGAAGUGUUUGAUAAUAAUAAGAAAUGCGUUAUACGAAGAAUAUUGAUCGUGAAUUAUUUAAAGAGAUAAUAUAAAGGGGUGAAAUGGUGGCACACACAUAGGAGCGCAUUAUUUGAGCACACGAAUAAUGUCAGACGUGCUGCGAUUUUAAUCGGCCUGGUUUGGUACAAAGCGCGUAUGCUGAGUUGUAAAAAGUUAUAAAAUCGCGGGAAAACGGAAACCUGUUCUGGUCACGUGAAAUUGCCAUCUUUUAGAUAUUUUGUGAAUCUUUUUUUUAAUAUUAUAAUUAUCGAUAAUUAAUGACUAUUAUAUUCGAGGAGAUGAAUAUUGUUAAUAUAAUGAUAAUUAAUUUUAAUCUGUACAUGAAAAGUAAUACGACUAGUAAGGAUGGUAACUUACUUGAAAAUAUAACAAUGUUAGAUAUUUUAUUGAUAUUUAUUGAUUAUAAACGAUAUGGUAUUAGGGUUGACGAAAAAGUACUAAUGUAAACUGAACGAUUUAGGACCGGUGCACAUAUAUGGUAGUCACAUUGAUUAACGCGGAUACAAGGAUCAAAUCCUUUUUUUUUUAUUCUAACAAACGAGCAAUCGUGUAUCUUUAAUUCGAUUACAGCCUCCUGAUUGUUACGCUAGAAUAAUCGGACGUCAGAAUUCAUUUGGGCUUUACAAGGUGUAUUCUCUGUAGGCAUACAUAUAUCAACUCGAUUUUUACAUCGCUCUGUAUUAUGAUUGUAAGCUGUAAGCAUCCAUCAUUGUCCGAUUUCAUUUAUACAAUCGCGAAUAGGUUUAAAUUUCUCAGUACAUCGUUCCCUUUUCAUUAUUUGUAUCACCGACUUCUGUAAAGUACCCACGCGAGUACUUCAGCAAAAAGUAUCGAACAGUUUGGACGUAUGCUUGUAGCGUAAGAUGAAAAGCGUAUGUGUGAAAGAGAGUGUGUGUGUGAGAGAGAGAGAGAUUUACUUGUCUGCUAAUAAUCCUUACCUGAUGAAUUCGGACGAAUAUCUAUCAGGUGCUUUCUGGAACAUACUCUGUGUCUUUUUAAACUACUCUUUAAACUGCGUAAAAAGGGUGUACGACCCUCCUUAGUAUUACGCAUACAGCCUUCAUUAUUAUUAUUAUUAUUAUUAUCAUCAUCGCUAUUAAUUAUAAUCUAUACACACACAAAAAACGAGAAAGAGAAAGCAUAAUACAUCACUACUCAAGUCACUCGUAUUUGGGCAUAUUAAGCACCGUUUGUUUACUACACCCAUCAGCACCUUUCAAAAGUAACGCUGCGUGUAAAAAAAAGAACAUCCGAAGAAACGGUACGAUGAAUAAACUGUUUAAGUAGUUUACCAAUAAUUAAAGGAAAAAAAAUGAUACUAAUGUAUAGAUGUAAUAGGUAGAUUGUUUCUCUCCGACUUUUACGCAUGUUUUACCUCUCGACAGAUAGAUUCGCUCCGAACGAUUCGAAUCCGUACGGACAUCGCAUUUCAGCGUUGCGUUUAAAAUUGCGAGUGAUUAAGUGAUUUCGCGGAAACGUGACGAGCGCGCGAUGUGUAUUACCGCGUUCUUGCGACACGACAGUUUCGGCGCAUCGUCGCGCUAAUUGCGAUCUCUCAACCAGAAAUUUGGUCUCAUUGCGCUCUUUAGAUCUUUUUUUCUUCUUGAGAAAAGGAUGAACUAAGAAAACUAAUAAAAUAUUACAAUUUAAGCAAUUGAAGAGGAAACGGGAGAAAAAUUGAAAUAUAAAACGCUUCUUAAAACGUGUAUAAACCUACUAUUCUAACGUUUAAACAAAGUGUAGAAUUUUGAAAUAUUGUACUUGUUUAAAAGAAAAGUAAGAGGGAAGAUAAAUAUAACAAUUACUGACAAACUCGACGAUGGUAUGAAAGAGAAAAAGAAAAAUUGAAAAAAUUGUCUGUGAUUAUCAGUCAUAAUAAUCUUUAGGUCGACAUAUUUUUUAGAGAAUAUUUUUUAGGAAAUUACAAAAUUUAUGAUAUAUCCCUAUUAUUGAUAUGAUAUUGGAUCAGACACGUGCUAUACGCAUAAUAAUAUUAAAAGUGAAAUUGAAAAAAAAAUGAAUGAUGAACUGUAAAAGUUGCAAACUGUUUAAAUAGAGUUACAAAUAGUUGAGAUUCGAUGGCUGUUGUAAAAUAUUCAGUGUUUGGACAAAUAAUUAUUAAAAAACUAUUUAUAACUAAUAUCGAAGUACGAUAAUAUUAUCGCAUAUUACAGUAGCGUUUUUAUCCCUUCUUGCGUUUGCAUAUUUAUGACGGAUAUAGGUUGUAGAGAGAGAGAGAGAGAGAGAGAGAGAGAAGAAUUUCGGUAAAUGAGGCCCGACCAUGGAAACCUGACUCGCGAUUAAAUGAAUGCGAUUAAUUGAACGAACGAGGAACGAUAUUAUGAAAACGAAGGAAUGGGGGGAUGACGAUAACGGGACGGACAGGGGGCAUUUGCCACACGUUUUUUGCGUGUAAAUUGUCGUUAUCAAUCCAUCUACUUAUCGUAGAAAACUUAUGAAGUUUAAUCGUAAUAUCUACAUUAACCAGAAAAGGUAUGCGUACCGCAUAGAAAAAGAACACAUAGCUGCUUUCAUCACAAGACACGUACUCGUACAUACACACACACAAAACACACAGAUAUGCCCAUGUUUU
Molecule: messenger RNA, 14745 nt
Organism: Mycetomoellerius zeteki
Lineage: Eukaryota; Metazoa; Arthropoda; Insecta; Hymenoptera; Formicidae
Gene: trx
Product: histone lysine N-methyltransferase trithorax
Biological process (GO): positive regulation of DNA-templated transcription
Cellular component (GO): nucleus; histone methyltransferase complex
Molecular function (GO): DNA-binding transcription factor activity; histone H3K4 methyltransferase activity; zinc ion binding
Source: RefSeq, a predicted model, not a curated record